CAACCUAGCAAAAGCCCAGUCGGCCUGCGCGCUCCUUCUCUAGCUUGGUACGCAUCCCGAUGGCGAUCGGCGGCGGCGGCGGCGGCGGCGGGAGCUGGAGCAUCCACGGCCGCCCCGACGUCACCUCCCGCUAUGAGGUCCUCGGGCGCGCUGGCUCCGGCGCCUACGCCGACGUCUACCGCGGCCGUCGCCGCUCCGAUGGCGCUGCCGUCGCCCUCAAGGAGGUCCACGACGCUCUCAGUGCCCAGCGCGAGGUCGACGCCCUCCUCGCCGUCGCCUCCGACUCCUCCCCCCACGUGGUCGCCCUCCUCGACCACUUUCCCGGCGGCGACCAUGACGACGACGUCCUCGUCCUCGAGUGGCUCCCGCUCGACCUCGCUGCCGUCGUCCGCGACGGAAGGCGCGCGGGCGGCGUCCCUGCCGGACAGCUCAAGCGAUGGAUGUUGCAGGUGAUCCAAGGCGUCGCGGCCUGCCACCGCGCCGGCGUCGUACACCGCGACCUCAAGCCCGGAAACCUGCUCAUCUCCGAGGACGGGGUGCUCAAGAUCGCCGAUUUUGGCCAGGCCAGGAUACUUCAGGAACAGCCAUCUCAUGAACUGGAAAUUCCUGCUGCUCAGGAGCCAGAGAGUCUCACUGCAGCGGACUACCUACAUGAGAUCGAUCAACUCCGUGCCAAGUUCACACAGGGAGAUGCUGACAGAUUGAGCCUUCAGGAUGGAAACACCUCCUGUCUUGCCACUUGCAGCACAGCGGACAUCGACGAUGAUCCAUUCAGAGCCUCCUAUUCAUAUGAUGCAGAAGACAUGGGGGCUGAAGAGUCUGGUGCCUUAACUUCUUGUGUUGGUACACGUUGGUUUAGAGCUCCUGAGCUUUUAUACGGGUCAACCAAUUAUGGUCAAGAGAUCGACCUGUGGUCACUAGGAUGUAUUUUGGCCGAGCUUCUUAAUUUAGAGCCUAUAUUCCCAGGCCAGUCUGAUAUUGAUCAGAUUGGUAGAAUCAUUGGCGUCCUGGGGAAUAUCACAGAAGAAUCCUUUCCAGGCUGCUCAAAUCUACCCGAUUACAACAAGAUUUUCUUUAACAAGGUUGAGAAGCCUGUGGGCCUUGAAGCAUGCCUGCCUAACAGAUCUGCUUCUGAGGUUGGCAUGAUAAAGCGGCUACUCUGUUAUGACCCAGCAAGGAGGGCCAGUGCUUCUGACUUGCUGAAUGAUCUAUACUUCACGGAAGAACCCUUGCCUGUUCCUAUUCAGGGAUUACAAGUCCCGACAUCAAAGGGUGACGAUGAUGACAGCUCUGCUGAAGAAUGGGGUAAUUAUAAAGAUGGCAAUUCGGAUUCAGACAUUGACGAGUUUGGUAGCAUGAAUUUUACAAAAACUGAGAAGGGUUUCAGCAUACGGUUUUAGCGACAAAGAAAGAUGCAUACAAGGAACAAUAUCUUUGUAGUGCUUCUUUCAGAUGUUGUGAUAAUUGGAACAUUGUUGUAAUGUUGUGUGGAAUUUCGGUAAGUUGUAUUCCGUAUUGCAUAAAGUUUGAGAUUAUGUACAACACAGGCAGCAUUCUCCUGGUGGAAAUAAAAUUGCAGCUCAGUGUCUGUCCA
Messenger RNA from Brachypodium distachyon (stiff brome), 1594 nucleotides. RefSeq names its product cyclin-dependent kinase F-1. The record is from RefSeq and is a predicted model, not a curated record. Gene Ontology annotation, cellular component: nucleus. Gene Ontology annotation, biological process: protein phosphorylation. Lineage: Eukaryota; Viridiplantae; Streptophyta; Magnoliopsida; Poales; Poaceae. The coding region runs from base 60 to 1400 and encodes 446 amino acids. The transcript has 2 exons. Gene Ontology annotation, molecular function: ATP binding.